AAAGUGUAGUAUUGUACAGUCAUACUGAGAUUGGCAUUAUAUAGGUAUAGUAUACCUUAGUUGCCGUUAGAUCGGGGCCACAGGCCGUAGCGUAGCUCUCGUUCCAUCCUUUUUCCCCGUUGAACAUACCCAAUACUAGUUUACGCAGUGUGAAUAAAAGAAGUGAAAUUGAGUUUCCGCAAAGGUGAAAAAAGCGUUUGACGCUUGUAAAGCCCAGUUUUAAUUUACAUGAAGAAUAUUAAGUGACACUGCAAACAUGUCGGACCACUACGGGCCAAUAACUUUAAAAUGGGAUCCCAAAAAUUUAGAAAUUCGUACCAUGUCUGUAGAAAAAACUUUAGAGCCUUUGGUUCUACAAGUAACAACAUUGGUCAAUACAAAAGGACCAAGCAAGAAGAAAAAAGGCAAGUCGAAGAGAGCUAGCGCUCUUGUUGCAGCUGUUGAAAAAGCUACAGACAAUUUUAUUGAAAAAGGUGAACAAAUUGCUUAUGAAAAUCCUGAUAUUACCGAUGAGAUGCUGAGUGCAGUUGAUGAAGUUAAAAAAACUGGAUCCACUAUGAGUAUUGCUGCCAGAGAAUUUUCAGAAGAUCCUUGUUCAUCAUUAAAAAGAGGCAAUAUGGUACGAGCAGCUCGUAACCUACUCUCAGCUGUUACACGUUUGCUCAUUCUUGCUGAUAUGGUUGAUGUACAUUUGUUACUUAAAUCAUUACACGUUGUUGAAGAUGACUUGAAAAAAUUAAAAAAUGCUUCAUCCCAAGGAGAAUUGAUAGAAAAUAUCAAACAAUUUGGUAGAAAUGCUUCUGAACUUAUGAACCAAGCUGCAAAACGUCAACAAGAACUUAAAGAUCCACAACUUAGAGAUGAUCUUGCUGCUGCAAGGGCAGUUCUAAAGAAACAUUCUACCAUGUUACUUACAGCAUCAAAAGUUUAUGUCAGACAUCCUGAGUUAGCUGCUGCAAAAGCCAAUAGAGACUACGUAUUAAAACAGGUAUGUGAAGCGGUGAAUACGAUAAACGACGUCGCGCAAGGUAAGAUUCCAAGCGAUAGCCAACAUCCUUACGACGGACCGGGUGAAUUAGCCGCGGCGUUGGACGACUUUGAUGAACGUAUGGUCAUGCAUCCAUUGGCUUAUAACGAAGUUCGCACCAGACCAAGCUUGGAGGAACGCCUCGAGAGCAUAAUCAGUGGCGCAGCGCUUAUGGCCGAUUCUUCGUGCACGAGAGAUGACAGAAGAGAAAGAAUCGUUGCUGAAUGUAAUGCUGUAAGACAGGCAUUACAAGAUUUGCUGAGCGAAUACAUGAAGAACAUGGGUGUGGAAGAACAGUCUGAAGGACUCGAACGAGCCAUCGACCAUAUGUGCAAAAAGACCCGCGACUUACGCAGACACUUGCGAAAAGCCGUGGUCGAUCACGUCUCCGAUAGCUUCUUGGAAACGAGUGUUCCUCUCUUGGUCUUGAUUGAAGCCGCUCGCAACGGUAGAGACAAAGAAGUCGAAGAGUAUGCCCUCGUAUUCACCGAACACGCAAACAAAUUGGUCGAGGUGGCAAAUCUAGUAUGCAGUAUGUCCAACAACGAAGAUGGCGUGAAAAUGGUACGCUACGCUGCGGCUCAAAUAGAAAAUCUCUGCCCUCAAGUAAUCAAUGCGGCGCGCGUCUUAGCCGCACGUCCACGAUCCAAAGUAGCUCAAGAUAAUAUGGAGGUGUUCCGUCAAGCUUGGGAGAAUCAAGUCCGUGUUCUGACUGAAGCCGUGGACGACAUCACGACGAUAGAUGAUUUUCUCGCAGUAUCAGAAAAUCAUAUUCUCGAAGAUGUCAACAAAUGCGUGUUAGCUUUGCAAGAGGGAGACGCUGACACUCUGGAUCGCACAGCUGGAGCGAUCCGUGGUCGUUCCGCUAGAGUUUGCAACGUCGUCCAGGCUGAGAUGGACAAUUAUGAGCCGUGCAUUUACACUAAGCGCGUGCUCGAGGCUGUUAAGGUUCUCAGAGAGCAGGUCAUGCCUAAAUUUGCCCAGAGAGUUGAGGUGGCCGUUGACGCAUUAGGCAGUACACCUCCAAAGGACGUGGAUGAGAACGAUUUCAUCGAUGCUUCCAGGCUCGUGUACGACGGUGUCAGGGAAAUCAGACGAGCUGUCCUCAUGAAUAGGGCUGAUGAAGAUUUAGACCCAGAAGAUGUUGAGCUGGAUGAGCACUACACAUUAGAGACACGCAGCAAGUCAAGCGCCCAAACAGGCGAACAUGGUGUUGAUGAGUAUCCAGAGAUCAGCGGUAUAACCACGGCUCGUGAAGCUAUGCGUAAGAUGACCGAGGAGGAUAAACAAAAAAUUCUUCAACAAGUUGAGCAUUUCCGCAGUGAGAAAUUGAAAUUUGAUCGUGAAGUUGCCAAAUGGGAUGAUGCCGGCAACGAUAUUAUCGUUCUUGCCAAACAUAUGUGCAUGAUCAUGAUGGAAAUGACGGAUUUUACUCGUGGUCGUGGCCCCUUAAAGACCACCAUGGACGUCAUCAAUGCUGCAAAGAAAAUUUCUGAAUACGGUACGAAGCUUGACAAGCUUACUCGACAAAUUGCCGAUCAGUGUCCUGAGAGCUCAACGAAGAAGGAUCUUAUCGCAUACUUGCAAAGAAUAGCUUUGUAUUGCCACCAGAUGAACAUCACGAGCAAAGUCAAAGCGGACGUGCAGAAUAUCAGUGGUGAACUGAUCGUAUCAGGCCUAGACAGUGCCACUUCUCUUAUUCAAGCAGCUAAAAAUUUAAUGAACGCUGUCGUUCUUACUGUUAAGUGUUCUUACGUCGCCAGUACUAAGUAUCCCAGACAAUCCACCAUUACGUCUCCAAUCGUCGUAUGGAAGAUGAAAGCACCAGAGAAAAAACCACUCGUUCGCCCUGAACGCCCAGAAGAAGUUCGCGCUAAAGUACGCAAGGGCUCGCAGAAAAAGGUUCAAAACCCCAUUCAUGCGCUUUCCGAGUUCCAGAGUCCAACCGAAAGUGUUUAAACAUGUAAUCAUAACGCGCAGAGCGUCAGGAACUCAUUCGUGCAUCUAAUGCACGAUUACACGAGCUAUCUUUUAAAUUUUAUAUAUAUUUUUAUUUGUAUCAAUCUUCAACAAAAUUUUUUUCUUGUAAUCUAAUAUAAUCAUACAGUACAAGAGACUGCCAAUCAUGAAGUAUCGAUUACUUGAAGGGUUGUAUAUAAAUACAUUUAAUCUUCAUAUUUGUGACUGAAACAUUUUUUUGAUAAAUUUUUAUAUUAUAUAAAUGAAGGGCGAAAAACUAAAAAUUGGUGAUUCUUCAUGCGAUAAUAAUCGAUGCAUUGAGCGAUAAGUCUUAGGUAAAAGAGGCGAUAUACUUACGUGUUUCUUGCACGUAUCCAUUUGAAGCAAUUGCUUUUUACAAAAAAAUUUUGUAACUUAUUAUGUAAGUGUAUUAAUUUAAAACAACUAAAUAAUUGAAUUUAUACAAAACAAGUUGAAUUUUACUACCAGAUUUUAAUAGUUAAGUAGCACUAUUUUUGUUAUUUAUAUGUAAUUGCACACUAACAAUUUCCAUUUAAAGUAUUCUAAAAAUGUUUUAUUUUAAAUUAAUGCAUACCAUCGCAAAUGAAAACUCAUACAAACUAUCAAUUUUUUUUUAAUAUUUCACACGAAAUUCUAAAUAACUCAAAUGAAAAUCUUUAUACUUUUUAUACUUUGAAAUUUUUACCUAAUACUGUGUAUUCAUGAAUUUAUAACGAUUUGUGUUAAAAAGUUAACAAAAUGAUACUUGAAAAAAAAGGAACACGAUUUAGUAAUUAAAUUGUAUGAUAAGUUUAAUUGUAACUAUACUUAUGGGAAUAUAUAAAUCGAUCAAGUGUAAUCGAAAUUUUUUGAAAUAAAAAAUUAUUAUAUCAA
Messenger RNA from Trichogramma pretiosum, 3880 nucleotides. RefSeq names its product catenin alpha (gene alpha-Cat). Gene Ontology annotation, cellular component: adherens junction; catenin complex; actin cytoskeleton. The record is from RefSeq and is a predicted model, not a curated record. Bases 257 to 2986 code for a protein of 909 amino acids. Gene Ontology annotation, molecular function: actin filament binding; cadherin binding; beta-catenin binding. The transcript has 8 exons. Gene Ontology annotation, biological process: cell-cell adhesion; cell migration. Lineage: Eukaryota; Metazoa; Arthropoda; Insecta; Hymenoptera; Trichogrammatidae.